UAUCUGGCAUCGCUGUUAUUCAGUCAUUGGUGGAUCGCGAGACAGUAACGAGUUUGGAGAAAAGCUAAAUUACGCGCACUCCAUUAUCAAGUCAAUUAGUGAUAGUGUGAAUAUGGCCAGCCAAGCAGAAGUUCCGGCGGUUUUGAAGAAGCUGUUUAAUCACAUCGAAGCACACAAGGCUAAAUACAUUGCAACCUUGGCGGAGGCAGUAUCAAUUAAAUCCGUCUCUGCGUGGCCCGAUUCGCGACCGGAAAUCUUUCGCAUGGUAAACUGGGUAGCCGAUCGGCUACGGGCACUCGGGGCAACCAUCGAACUGGCCGAUGUCGGAAAGCAAACGUUCCCGGAUGGGCGGGUGCUUGAUUUGCCGAACGUUAUCUUGGGCUCGCUGGGAAAUGAUCCCGCCAAAAAGACAGUCGUUCUGUACGGGCAUCUCGACGUGCAACCGGCUAUACUGGAAGACGGUUGGGAUACCGAACCGUUCGUUUUGACCGAGAAGAAUGGCAAACUAUUUGGACGCGGGGCCAGCGAUGACAAGGGUCCUGUCCUGGGGUGGAUUCAUGCGAUCGAAGGUUACAAAGCGAUCGGCGAGGAACUACCGGUCAACCUCAAGUUUGUUUUCGAAGGUAUGGAAGAAUCGGGCAGUGAAGGUCUGGACGAUCUACUGUUUAAACGGAAGGAUGACUUUCUAUCCAACGUUGAUUUUGUGUGCAUUUCGGAUAACUACUGGCUCGGAAAGGACAAACCGUGCGUAACGUAUGGACUGCGUGGCAUUUGCUAUUUCGAGGUCGAGGUUGAGUGUGCUGUCAAGGAUCUUCACAGUGGCGUUUUUGGUGGAACGGUAUACGAAGCGAUGAACGAUCUGGUCUAUUUGCUGGGCACGUUGGCCGAUAAAGAGGGAAAAAUUAUGAUUCCGAACAUCUACAAAGAGGUAUCUCCAUUGUUGCCAAACGAACAAGAGAUCUACGAUGCCAUUGAUUUUGACGUGGACGAUUACCGUGAUCAAUUGGGAGCGAAGCGGUUGCAGCACAAUGAAGACAAGACCAAGAUUCUGAUGCACCGUUGGCGUAACCCGAGUCUUUCCAUCCACGGCGUGGAGGGAGCUUUUUACGAACCAGGACAGAAAACUGUCAUCCCAAAGAAGGUCAUAGGAAAAUUUUCGAUCCGCAUCGUGCCUAAUCAAACACCGGAGCUGGUGGAGAAAUACGUUUCCGACUAUCUGACUGCCAAAUGGACCGAACGUGGUUCACCGAACAAAUUUGCCGUUCGAAUGGCUCAUGGUGGAAAACCCUGGACAGAAGAUCCGAACCACCCGCACUAUCAGGCGGCGAAAAUUGCCACCCAACACGUCUAUCAGGUGGUCCCGGACAUGACUCGCGAGGGUGGAUCAAUUCCGGUUACGUUAACUCUACAACAAACUACCGGUAAAAAUGUGCUUCUGCUGCCGAUGGGUGCCUCGGAUGACGGUGCUCAUUCACAGAAUGAGAAAAUUGACGUUCGCAAUUACAUCCAAGGAACUAAACUACUCGGAGCAUAUUUGUACGAAGUGGCACAGCUGUAAUAGUUUUAAGCGUUGAAAGAUUAUUAGUUUUUGUUAUCGGAUCCAGCAUCACAAAUGAACUUCUCAUGAAUCCAACGUGCAUUAUCUUUGUAAUAAGGAAGAAAUGAAAAUUUGAUUUUCAA
Messenger RNA from Malaya genurostris, 1680 nucleotides. It is a transcript of the gene Cndp2, whose product is annotated as cytosolic non-specific dipeptidase. The coding region runs from base 113 to 1558 and encodes 481 amino acids. The transcript has 5 exons. The record is from RefSeq and is a predicted model, not a curated record. Gene Ontology annotation, biological process: proteolysis. NCBI's taxonomy places the organism in Eukaryota, Metazoa, Arthropoda, Insecta, Diptera, Culicidae. Gene Ontology annotation, molecular function: metallodipeptidase activity.